This is a messenger RNA of Manis javanica (Malayan pangolin), 1540 nucleotides long. RefSeq names its product torsin family 2 member A (gene TOR2A). Gene Ontology annotation, molecular function: ATP binding; ATP hydrolysis activity. Lineage: Eukaryota; Metazoa; Chordata; Mammalia; Pholidota; Manidae. Gene Ontology annotation, cellular component: endoplasmic reticulum; nuclear envelope; endoplasmic reticulum lumen. The record is from RefSeq and is a predicted model, not a curated record.
AAGCGAUGCACGCCGGGAGUUGUGGUUCUCGCGCGAGGCGGUUGGCUGCCCCCGUGGAGCUCGGGCCUCACCCGGAUGGAGGCUGGGACGCGCGGCUCUUGGCCCUGGGGCUCGCUCCUCGUGCUGCUCGGGUUGGUGUCGACCGCGGCCGCCGCUUGGGGCCUGACUUCGCUGCGCUGCAACUUCGGCGCCUUUUGUGAAUGUGACUUCCAGCCAGACUUCCAGGGUCUGGAGUGUGACCUGGCCCAACACCUGGCGGGACAGCACUUGGCCCGAGCAUUGGUGGUGAAGGCACUGAAGACCUUCGUGCAGGACCCAGCACCCGCCAAGCCGCUGGUCCUCUCCCUGCAUGGCUGGACAGGCACUGGCAAGUCCUAUGUCAGCUCCCUGCUGGCACAAUAUCUCUUCCGGGGUGGCCUCAGCAGCCCCCAUGUGCACCACUUUUCCCCUGUCAUCCACUUCCCCCACCCCAGCCACAUGGAGCACUACAAGAAGAAUCUUAAGAGCUGGGUCCAAGGGAACCUCACUGCCUGCAGCCGCUCCCUCUUUCUCUUCGAUGAGAUGGACAAGCUGGCUCCAGGCCUGAUGGAGGUCCUGCAGCCCUUCCUGGGCUCCUCCUGGGUUGUGUACGGAACCAACUAUCGCAAGGCCAUCUUCAUCUUCAUCAGCAACACUGGUGGUGAGCAGAUCAACCAGGUGGCGCUGGAGGCCUGGCGCAGCCGCCGGGACCGUGAGGAGAUCCGCCUGCAGGAGCUGGAGCCGGUCAUCUCCCGGGCCUUACUGGACAACCCACACCAUGGCUUCUGGCGCUCUGGCAUCCUGGAAGAGCAUCUCCUGGAUGCCCUGGUACCCUUCUUACCACUCCAGCGGCACCACGUACGGCACUGCGUGCUCAACGAGCUGGCCCACCUGGGCCUGGAGCCUAGGGAUGAGGUUGUGCAGGCUGUGCUGGAGAGCGCCACCUUCUUCCCAGAGGAUGAGCAGCUCUUUUCCUCUAAUGGCUGCAAGACUGUGGCUUCCCGAAUAGCCUUCUUCCUCUGACCCCCAGGGGGUUCCCUGCCCUUCUCUACCUGGCCAGGCUGAGCGACAAAGCCCUGUGGACUCUGCCAGAGGGACCCUUAUCCUGAGCCUCCCAGAGAGUGAGACCCAAAGCCCCAAAUGAAGAGGAGGUGGGGCGUGGGCAGGCCCUGGCCUCUUAUCUGGUCUGAGGGCAUCUCGGCCUUUGCUUCCUUCCCCAGGGAAACCACUGGUGACCCCAGAAUCUCACGCUCCAGCCUGAGCCUUCUUAAGCUGUGAACUGUAACUCAGGGACUGUGGCUCGUGGCCGCUCGCCCCCUCUUCGGUCUGUCAUUUUUGCCCCCAUGCUCUGGGGCCACACCCCUCUCCGCCCCACACCCUGCGUCGCAGUGAUGUGAAGCCAGGUUGAGGUUUCGUAGUCUCUGUGAACAGAGGGACUCAAGCUGCGACUUGGGCCUGGUUUUUAAAGUUUUUAAUUUUGUAAAAGGAGAACAAAUACAAUAAACUUAGCCUUGGGAUCAGA